Messenger RNA from Anopheles darlingi, 3344 nucleotides. RefSeq names its product DNA topoisomerase 3-alpha (gene Top3alpha). The record is from RefSeq and is a predicted model, not a curated record. Gene Ontology annotation, cellular component: chromosome; nucleus. Lineage: Eukaryota; Metazoa; Arthropoda; Insecta; Diptera; Culicidae. Gene Ontology annotation, molecular function: DNA topoisomerase type I (single strand cut, ATP-independent) activity; zinc ion binding; DNA binding. The transcript has 5 exons. Gene Ontology annotation, biological process: DNA topological change. Bases 127 to 3216 code for a protein of 1029 amino acids.
AAGGAAAGACCGCCUGCAAUAAAGAUAUCCUUUUUGGCUAUCUCCCAACAACGGGAACGAACCGGAACAUCCACGACCGAGCAAUAUCUGGCUACCCCUUCUUUAAGUCGCUGACUCAUACGGUGGAUGUUCCGAUUUUUGAAAAAUUACCUCGUCUUCUCAACCAAAUUCCGGUGCUACAGCUCCUCGGUAGGUAGCGAAUGUGGCGAAAAGAUGAAGUACCUAAAUGUGGCCGAGAAAAACGAUGCCGCGAAAACCAUCUCCGGCUUGCUAUCCCGAGGAACGUCCAACAGGCGCGAAGGGUUUUCGCCGUACAACAAGAUCUACGAGUUUGACUACAACCUGCACGGACAAUCAAUCAAAAUGGUAAUGACGUCGGUAUCGGGACACCUGCUGAACCACGAAUUCCUGCCGAGCUUCCGCGGAUGGCAAAGCUGCAGUCCGGAGGAUUUGUUUGACGCACCCGUUCGCAAGAGCUGCCCGGAAUCGUACGACAAAAUCAAGAGAACACUCGAACGGGAAGUACGCGGCUGUGCGGCUCUCAUUAUCUGGACCGAUUGCGAUCGAGAGGGAGAAAACAUCGGAUUCGAAAUCAUCGAGGUGUGUAAAGCGAUCAAACCGCAGUUGAAAGUACUCCGCGCGAAGUUCUCCGAAAUCACGGGCCCCUCUAUUAAGCGGGCGAUCGAGAACCUGGUUCAACCGGACGCACGACAAAACGCUGCCGUGAACGUACGCAGCGAGCUCGAUCUUCGGAUCGGUGCCGCGUUCACACGCUACCAGACGCUCCGGUUGCAGAAAGUGUUCCCACAGGAUAUCUCGGACAAUCUCGUAUCGUACGGAAGUUGUCAGAUCCCGACGCUUGGUUUUGUGGCCCAGCGGUACAAGGAAAUCGAGAACUUUAUUCCACAAACCUUUUGGAAGAUCAAAUUAACGCACACAAUCGAUGACCUCACGGUGGAGUUCAACUGGGCACGGAAUCGUCUGUUCGAUAGACAGUGCUGCGAAGCAUACUUGAUGCUGUGCCAAUCGAACCCACUGGCAAAGGUGGUGAACGUGACGGAGAAACCGAAAAACAAGUGGCGCCCAACACCCAUGGAUACGGUCGAGCUGGAGAAGCUAGGAUCGCGGAAGCUGAAAAUGAAUGCCAAGCACGUAAUGACCAUUGCCGAGAAGCUGUACACACAGGGUAUCAUUAGCUAUCCGCGUACGGAAACGAACAUGUUUACCAGCGAUAUGAACCUGGUUCCGCUCGUGCAGGCACAAGUUGCCAAUCAACAGUGGGGUUCGUUCGCCGAGAAGGUUCUCGAGUGGGGCGUUAAUCCACGGAAUGGCAAAAAGUCCGAUCAAGCCCAUCCUCCAAUCCAUCCGACGAAGCUACCGACGAAUCUUUCCGGGGAUGAGUGGCGUGUGUACGAGCUGAUUGCACGCCAUUUCCUGGCAUGUGUUAGUCGCGACGCUACCGGAUCGGAAACGAUCGUGAACGUGGUCGUCGCUGACGAAGAAGAAUUUACUGCAUCCGGACUGUGCAUUUACGAGCGCAACUAUCUCGAGGUGUACCCGUACGAUCGAUGGAACGCGAAGGAAAUACAUGCGUACCGCGUCGGACACACCUUUGAACCGACCGAGCUCGGAUUGCAUGAGGGAUCAACGACGGCACCCAACAUGCUGACCGAAGCGGACUUGAUCGCGCUGAUGGAAAAGCACGGCAUUGGGACUGAUGCCACGCAUGCGGAACAUAUCAACACAAUCAAGGAACGUGGCUACAUCGGUGAGCGGGAUCGGGGCUUUCUCGUACCCGGCACGCUCGGUAUGGGACUGGUCGAGGGGUACGAGAUGAUGGAACUCCGGCUGGCUCAUCCCGAGCUGCGCGCAGGUCUCGAAGCUGAUCUGAAACUCAUCUGCGAGGGCCGUAAAGAUCCGGCAGCAGUACUGGCGGAACAGGUCAGCAAGUACAAGGAGGUGUAUCGGAUCAUGUCCCGGAAAGCGCAGGCCCUUGAUCGAGCGUUGGGGCAGCGCUUGAAUCAAACUCCUCGCGAUCCACCUCCAGAUGGUGGAGGUGGAGGAGGAGCGAUAGCGAUCGGUGGUGCGUCCCUAAAGGAAGUCUGCAAGUGUCCCAAGUGUGGCGAAAAGAUGUGCCUUCGACAAAAGCGGGAUGGCAACGGGUAUCACCUGGGAUGUGUUGCGUUUCCAAACUGCAAGAACAGCGUCUGGUUCGAUGAUUCAAUCCGUGAGGCAACCGUAACCGAUGACGCAUGCGCUCGGUGUGGUAGCAAGAAGAUAACGGUCAAGUUCCGGAACAUGCACUAUUACGGUUUGCUUCAGUCCACCAGCAUGACGGAGUACCGCACCUGUAUUGUGUGCGACAGUAAGUUCCGAGGAUUGCUUAACAUCAAUGAAGCGUCCGUACGACAGGUGGCACCACCCCGUGCGCCCAUAACGAAUGGUUGGGAAGCUGUUAAUCAAACAAAUCGUGUUCCUACACCCGCCAACAGUAGUGGUAGCACUAGUGGUGUUCGAAGUGCAUCCGGGAACACUAAUACCUGGGGCACCACAAGCAGUCAACCGACGAACCGAGGCCCGCCCUCCAACAACGGCAGUAGCAGUGGAUUCGGACGAUCCAACAGCACCACCGGUACGAGCACGUGGGGUCAACCGAGCACUACACAAUCAUCCUGGGGUAGCAGCCAACCUUCAUCGUCCACCUGGGGUACUGGACAGGGGGGAGGAGGAGGAGGAGGAAGCGGAGGAUCGUCAAGCUGGGGAAAACCUGCCGACAAUCGGACCAGCUCUUGGGGUAAACCAAAUGAUACGGCAAGAGGCAGUGCCGUAAACGAGGUGGACAUCCAAUGUCGUUGUGGUACGCCAGCCUCACGGUUUACGGUGAAAAAGGAUGGUCCCAACCAUGGGCGACCCUUCUAUACCUGCCCGAAUCAGGCAAACAGGUGUGGCUUUUUCAAGUGGGCCGAUGAGGAUGAGACUUCGGGGUCAUCAAAUGGCACUGCCCCAUCAGCACCGGGAGGAUAUGGAAGCUCAACGAAUCGAGGCAGUGCAACGAACCAGUCAAGUGGUAGAGAUUGGGGUCGAAACAGUAGCAGCAACCAGGGAGGGAGCUCUGGUAGCGAGCGGUCGGCAAGGACGACGCGUAAAUGCGGCAUCUGUCGUCAAGAGGGUCAUACGAAAAACAAAUGUCCUCAGCGACCUGAAGCUUCUGGUUGAGUUGUGAUGUGUUUUGUGUACAUUUCGCUGUAUAUAGAAUAUACUAAGGCUAAGACAUGUUUCCGGUAACUGGUCUUCUGUUUUUAAAUGUUAUACUGUAUGAGUCGAAAGAAACACGUUUGGUGUCC